UUUUACUUUUCUUUUCUCUCAUACUUUCUCACUUCCCUUCUCUACUUACCAACCCCGGCGUUGUCGGGCAGGUGCCAACAUAUUUCAGAUCGUGUCUUGUUUCUUCUCUAAUCAAUUUAUCCUCUAGCAACGGCGUUUGAGGGUAAACCUAUGUGGAUUGGCAGAUUGUAAUUAAAAACAAACCGUUUUUACAGUUUGGUGUUUUUUGCUCUGCGCUGUGAAGUCUUCAGAAAGCGGCAGCCUGCAUCCGCCCGUUAAAGAUUGAGAAGACUGACAAGAAAGUAGAUUUCCCUCUUCAACUCUGAGAGGUUCGAUCUGUGUCGACAGAAUGACGGCCAUCAUUAGCGAGAAGGACCAACACCUGACCACGCUGCAGGGACCCAGCAGAAAUGAGAUGAGCCGAGGGGUACUGAAGAACUAAGUAAGACGUUAUGUGAAGCGUGUAUGAAGCUCACUGCUGGAGAACUGCUGACUGUACAAAAACUUCUCCAUAUGAGAGUUGGUUAAGGACUCGGAAAAGAGAGACGUUAUCAGUCAGUCAACAAGCUGAAUGACCACUGACAUCUCUAGGUGUGGAGAUACCACGAGGCAGGGCUACAAAUACUGCUAUUAAGUACAACACAUACAGAUGAGUGAUCACCGACUUACCUCGUGAUCCUCUACAAGACUUUUUUCCCCCAUAGAACCAUUAAAAUCUAGUGGAAAAGAGACUGUCGCCGGCAAACAUGGACGGCCUGGAAGAGAUGUCGGUGAAGUGUGUUCUGGUCGGGGACAGUGCGGUGGGCAAGACGGCGCUGCUGGUCCGCUUCACCUCAGAGACCUUCCCGGACACGUACAAGCCAACAGUGUUUGAGAACACAGGGGUGGAGGUGUAUAUGGACGGUGUUCAGAUCAGCUUGGGGCUGUGGGACACGGCGGGCAAUGAUAACUUCAGACAAAUCCGACCAAGAUCCUACCAGCAGGCCGACGUCGUCCUCGUCUGCUACUCUGUGGCCAACCCUAACUCGCUGGCCAGCAUUCGGCAUAAGUGGAUGGCUGAGAUUCGAGAGAACUUGCCCAAAGUGCCAGUGCUGGUUGUAGCCACCCAGACGGAUCUGCGGGAGAUGGGGGUGCAUCGGGCCAGCUGCAUCUCAGCGGUGGAGGGGAAACGUGUGGCUCAAGAAGUGAACGCUAAAGGCUACCUGGAGUGCUCCUCCUUAAGCAACCGUGGUGUGCAACAGGUGUUUGAGCAUGCAGUGCGGACGGCCGUAAACCAGGCCAGAAAACAGGCCAGGAGACGAAUGUUCAGCAUUAACCAAUGCAAGGUCUUUUGACCUUUGACCUUAGACUUUUUCAAUAAUGCAACCCAGUGUGCUGUUCAAACUCAGAAAGGGCCUGUAGAGGUACUAGAACCCAAAGUUGUAUUGCUCCACACAUACGUAGGGUUCUUUUUCACUAACCGUGUGUCUUGUCCGCCACAAAAACCGUCUCUAAACUCAUACUAAAAAAAAAGAAUACUUUGAUUUAGUCAUGCAGAUGUAAGCUGGUAAAAGUUCUAUUUUUGGGUGAUCCAGGGAGAGAUGUGAAGAAAAGAGUCAUUAUUUGAUCUGCUUGUGAAUUGGUUUUAGAGGGGCCAUUGGAGAAAUUUUCAUUUUUCUGAAAUGCUCCAUAAAUGCUUCAAUUAAAGACACAGCUGACUUGAACUCUUUAGAAUGGGGAAAUGUGGGUGUUAGCUCAGCGAGAACCAACGGGUCCAUAUGUGCUGCAUCGGGCUCUAAAAAAGCUCAAUUAAUUCUCCAGAGAUGAUAACAUUUCAUUUGACCUGAACAGGAAACUGUCAGUAGGUUGAACCAGGCUAUAUGUUUCUCUCGGUUAUACAUGCAUUUUAUGUGCUAUAUAACUUUCAAAUCUAUUUAUAAGAUAUCUGUGUUUUUAUUGUUUGAAAUGUAUACACAGACAUCGGUUGCAUUGAAAUGAAAUUUCACUUCUUCAUGACAGUCAACAAACAUCAAUCAUUGAUAAAAAACAAACAUGUACAAAAAGUUUGUCUUGAUAUAAACUAAAUAUAAUUGAGUAGUUUGUUUUAUAAUUUAAAAUUAGUAGAGGAUUGAAACUUUUCUUUUAAAAUUCUACAAUAAAGUAAAGGGACAUGAUACAUAAACAUUAUCUGAAAUGUUUACACUUUUUAUUGAAACUAUAUGCCACAUAUAAGCAGCUUUUGUGGAUUUAAAAAAAUUGCAUUUUAAUUUUAUUUAACUGUAUACCUAUUUUAGAAAAUAUAAGAAACAUUUGAAGACAUAACCUGCUACUAUGAAUCUUGCAUAUGUCCCUGUUCCAUAUAUUAAAACUAAGGAUUCAUUACA
Etheostoma cragini (Arkansas darter) is the source of this 2342-nucleotide messenger RNA. It is a transcript of the gene rhoh, whose product is annotated as ras homolog family member H. Gene Ontology annotation, molecular function: GTPase activity; GTP binding. The record is from RefSeq and is a predicted model, not a curated record. Gene Ontology annotation, biological process: small GTPase-mediated signal transduction. The transcript has 2 exons. NCBI's taxonomy places the organism in Eukaryota, Metazoa, Chordata, Actinopteri, Perciformes, Percidae. The coding region runs from base 726 to 1313 and encodes 195 amino acids.